Molecule: messenger RNA, 1154 nt
Organism: Leguminivora glycinivorella
Lineage: Eukaryota; Metazoa; Arthropoda; Insecta; Lepidoptera; Tortricidae
Exons: 7
Coding region: 104-1030 (308 amino acids)
Biological process (GO): multicellular organism development; proteasome-mediated ubiquitin-dependent protein catabolic process
Cellular component (GO): cytoplasm
Molecular function (GO): zinc ion binding; ubiquitin protein ligase activity; ubiquitin conjugating enzyme binding
Source: RefSeq, a predicted model, not a curated record
GGGCAGUGCUUGAUUGUUGACUUAAAUUUCGAAAAUAAGUAGUGUGAAGUUAAUAUUUAGUGUGUAAUUUUAUACGUAAAUAAUUAAGUUUGUGAAUUUUACAAUGGGUCAUAGCCAUUCUAAAGCUCAAAAGAAACGAUCUAACCCACCGUCUACUCAACGCUUAUACCCCAACAUCCAAGAAUCAGCCUACGGCCGUCCCUAUACGCCUGAUUUUCAACCACCACCUGCUUACUCACAAGAUGCCUGUAUUGGUAAUACGAUACCCACUUGGAACCCGAGUUACUACAACGCCCCUGCGCCUUCAGCCCCGCUCGAAGUACGGCACGAGGAAGUACUUGUGGGUAGAAAAAGUUUAACGAAGCAAGAUGGAUUGAAAAUGGGACAAGAAUCGGAACCUGCACGGAAUCAAAAAAACAGCGAGAUGAAGGAAAAGUAUAUGAACAAGAAACCGUGCCCAAACGCGAAAGAUGGGUGCAUAUUGCAUUUUGACUCUGAAGAGAUGAUGCAACAUUUGAAGGAGUGCAUUUUUAUGGAUAUCCAGUGUCCUCUUAACGGAGUUAUUGGGAUAUGUGCUUGGGAAGACAAAAUGAAAAACAUACUGACGCACUUCAAAGACAAUCACCGGGAGAACAUCGGCCACGUCAACAAAGUGAAACUCCUGACCGGCGUUCGAACUAUCCACUUGGUCUAUAUGAUGAACCCCAAGCCACACAAGUUCCUACUUCACAUCAAAGUAGAUGAGGCUAUGGAGAGAAUCCUAGUCGCUGUACAACUGUACAACACACAGUUCUGCGCGUCGAAGUGGUUUUACAAAGUCAUUAUUCAGCCAACCGAUCCUAAGAGUCGCAAUUUGACGCUGCAAGGUACUUGUAUUUCAAGUGGGAUGUCGAUAGAAGAUCAUUUUGACAAGCUGAAGUGUAGGGUGGUACGUAUGACCCCUAAUUUGAUGCAGGAGUUUAAAAAUGGUGGACUGAAAUACAAGUAUCUCUUAAUGCAGAAGGGAAACGCCAAGGAGACUAGCAAAUAAAAAAACAUUUUAUCGAACAUUUUUGUUUGAUCUAUUUACCGGAGAGAGAACGCACGGUUUGCAAGAUUAUGGUUAGAGAUGCUACUUUCGUAAAGGUUACUACGAGUACGUACCUAAGUAUACA